AGUUGGUAGUUGGGUACCCGAUGGGAAUAGUUCGACCGCGGUUGCUGGCACGAAUCGUGUGGGUUCAACCUCCUCCGGUGUCCAUCAUAUCAUCAUUGUUGUUGUCGUCGUUCUCGGCUGCGCAGCAAUAAACCGCGUUGUACGCAGCGAAAACACUGUAGUAUAUUAUAGUCAAAGUAUAAUAAUAUUAACAUUGUACGUUUGAUUAUUAUUAUCACCGGACUUGCGCGCAGUCGAAAUGUUCAGCGGCAAAUGCACGAGUGCGGCCAGAUUGGACGGCAAGACCGCCAUCGUCACCGGUUCGAACACGGGCAUCGGCAAAGUCACGGCCAAAGAAUUCUACAGAAUCGGUGCUAAAGUUAUCGUGGCGUGCAGGGAUGUUAAAAAAGCGGAACAAGCUGUGACAGAAAUAGUGGCGGACGUAAAAGGCGAUAAUCUAGGACAACUAGUCGUAGAGGAAUUGGAUUUGGCAUCUUUCGCUUCGAUCAAACGCUGUGCAAAAAGCAUUUUGCAAAAAGAAAAACAUAUUCACCUCUUAGUAAACAAUGCCGGGGUAAUGGCGUGCCCUAAGGGGAAAACCCAAGAUGGUUUUGAAACCCAAUUUGGCGUGAAUCACUUGGGACAUUUUCUAUUCACAUCGCUACUAUUGCCAAGAAUCCGAAAUUCAACUCCGGCUCGCAUCGUUAACGUUUCAUCGAUGGCUCAUACAAGAGGUGUGAUCAAUUUCGAUGACAUAAACUCCGAUACAAAUUACUCGGCCAUGGUAGCUUACAGUCAAAGUAAACUAGCCAAUGUACUGUUUUCUAAGGAACUGUCACAAAGGCUUGAAGGUACUGGAGUACACGUGUACAGUCUACAUCCUGGCCUUGUACUUACUGAAUUAGGCAGAACGAUCGACCAAGUGUACUUUCCAGGAAUGCGAUUCCUGGCUCGUUUCUUUCUCUAUCCGUGGAUGAAGACUCCGGAACAAGGAGCUCAGACUACGAUACAUUGUUCGAUAGACGAAAAAGCUGGAGAAGAAAACGGGCUCUAUUACAGCGAUUGUAAGGUAAAAGAACCGUCAACGUUAGCCAAAGACCCCGAAUUGGCCAAAAAACUUUGGGAAAAAAGUAUAGAGAUGGUAGGUUUGAAGGAUUACGACAUGUUUAACUGUGAAGACACGCUGCCUGAACCCCUAAAAGACGUCUGAACCAAUAUGUAUAAUUUGUAUUAAUCUACAUAUAAUAUCUAUAUUAUAUUUAAUUUUAUAUCAUUUUUAUUUUAUAUAUACUUAUACGUUUUUACAUGAUAUUAUAUUAUGGGAAUGAAUUUUGCAUUUAUAUACCUAAUAAAUUAAUUUUUCAACUCCAACGUUUUGACUAUUUAAUCAGUUUUUGUCGAACACCUUAAUUUUUAUACUUAUAGAUUUUACGAUGACAUGUACCUAUAUGUUUAUUUUUAUUUUAUUCUGUCCGUUAUUAUCUAUGGGAACAUUAAUAAAUAAUAAUGCUUUCAAUCUUUAGCUUAGAGAACUUAGGUCCUGGUAGAAAAUUAUAUCUUGUUGGUGGGUAAGAAAUAAAAAAUUCCCAGUAAUUUUCAAAAAAAAUGAAAAAUAGGUUAAAACAUGAAUUUAUACACAAAACUAUGGGUUAUGUCAAAAUCGAUUUUGUUUUUUUUUUGUUCAAAUUCAAAAAUAGGUAACUAAAGACUCGAAUAUAGAAGUUUCACUAAAUAUUUGUAUUAGGAAUUCCCAGACAUGAAUACAUUAUGCAUUUACUAUGUACAUUAAUAUUUUCAAAAUAUUCAUAUUAAUUUUAAGCUAUUUAUUUCACCAAAUAAUACUAUUCAUAUUUCGUAAUACUGAAUUAAAUUUGUUUCAACAGCAUAAUAAAAUAAUACUAUAAUGGAAAUUCUACCUCAAAACCAUGAUUAUGAUUUAUGAAAUUUAUUUACUUGGGUAUCUAAUUCUUAUAAGUACUUCAAAAUUAUUUAUUGGAACAUCAUGACAUUUUUUGUGAAUUUAAUUUGUCCUAAGUAUAACAUAUUGCCUAUACUUAACCCCUUUUAAAUUUACAUAAAACUAAGAAGUCUGUAAGCUCAUGCAGUCAUACAUUAAAAUGGAGCCUCGGAACAUACUUUUAUUAACUAACCCUUAUGUUAGAUCGGAUAUUAUGUUUUUAACCGAAAUAUAUUUAUUUAUACAA
Messenger RNA from Myzus persicae (green peach aphid), 2183 nucleotides. Its product is annotated as retinol dehydrogenase 12-like. The transcript has 6 exons. Lineage: Eukaryota; Metazoa; Arthropoda; Insecta; Hemiptera; Aphididae. The coding region runs from base 239 to 1189 and encodes 316 amino acids. The record is from RefSeq and is a predicted model, not a curated record.